Messenger RNA from Anopheles maculipalpis, 1802 nucleotides. Its product is annotated as esterase B1-like. Bases 6 to 1802 code for a protein of 598 amino acids. The record is from RefSeq and is a predicted model, not a curated record. NCBI's taxonomy places the organism in Eukaryota, Metazoa, Arthropoda, Insecta, Diptera, Culicidae. The transcript is spliced from 2 exons.
CCAUCAUGGUUAUGCGAAGUGCGCCUUUGAUGGGAUGGAAGAAUGUGAGCACUGGAUCCGAUGCUGAAAAGCACAUGCCAAUUACAAGGAUAUGCGUUCAGGUACAGCAAGGUUCAAUCUAUGGCGUGCGUGAUAGACUCCCAAAUGGGCAGAAUUACUACUACUUCAAGGGAGUUCCGUACGCGAAGGCACCCGUUGGACAGCUUCGCUUCAAGUCUCCGAUGCCUUUGGAAAAGUUUGCCGUCUCCUAUCUGGACUGUACUCGCGAGCGUAGCAACUGUCUCGGAUUGGAUGUACUGACGAAGGAGAUCAGUGGCUCUGAAGACGGACUGUUCCUAAACAUCUACACGCCGAAGCUAGGCAAACGAGAUGAUCCGGAACCACUGCCGGUGAUGGUGUUCAUCCACGGCGGUGGACUUAUCGGAGGCCACGGAGAUAGUUCGCUCUAUCUUCCAAACUACCUCGUACAGGAGGGUGUGAUCGUUGUGACGCUCAACUACCGGUUAGGAGUGCUCGGAUUUCUCUGUUUACCGGACGCUGGCGUUGAGGGUAAUGCGGGUCUUAAGGACCAGCGUGCCGCACUACGGUGGAUAUCGGAAAACAUAGCUGUGUUUGGUGGAGAUCCAAGCAAUGUGACCCUUUUCGGUGCAAGCUCAGGGGCGAUCGCUGUCAACUUCCACUGCCUGUCAGCAGAGUCGAAGCGCUAUUUUCAUAAAGCAAUUCUUCAGAGUGGUUCCAUUUACACGGAGUUUGCGUUCCAAGAGCAGCCGGAAGAAAAGGCUCGACGGUUGGCAAAGCUGCUAGGACACAGUCCGACUUCGGAUGUGGAAGUGUACGAGAUACUUCGAAGUGCACCAGCCCGAAAGUUGUUUGAACUGCAACCACUGGUGCUUACCGAGCGGGAGAAAGCGGUGGAACGUUUGUUUCAGAUCCCGUUCCUACCGGUGAUCGAGCGAUCGGACUCCGGAGAUGCAUUGAUCACUCGUCAUCCAACGGAAAUUCUCAGUGAGCCAAACUCGAUGGACAUCCCAAUAAUACUCGGGUAUAACGAGCGGGACGGUAUGAUGGUACUGAUCGAUGCCAUCAAAACGCUCGCCACGUACAAUGCCGAACCGGAACGUUUCAUUCCACGAACGGUCGCGCUGGACUACUUCUCACCAGAGGCUCGGGCUCUCGGUGAAGAGAUCCGAUCUUUCUACUUUGGAUCACGCCCCGUCUGCCGCGACACGCUGAAUCAACUAACAGACGUAUUCACUGACAAGUAUCUGCUCGCUUACCGGAUGACGGUGGAACUGUGGGCCCGUCAUCAACGUCGAUCCAAGUUUUUUGGCUAUCGUUUCGCGUUUGACGGUUUGUUGAACAAGGGUAAAGCGAUCAUGUCCCUGGGCACAAUGAAAGGCGCGGCCCAUAUCGACGAGGUGUACUAUCUGUUCAGUUCACCGCUACUCCGUACCGAAGUGCCGGAAACGGAUCGUGCUUAUGGAUUGCGAAAAACGAUGGUUCGUCUAUGGACCAACUUCGCACGGUACAGUGAUCCAACGCCUGAAAGCGCUACUCCGGACCCCACCGUUCCCUUCCGCUGGCAGCCUCAACCGAACGUGCCGGAAAAUCAGGACGUUCCGCUGAUGUGUCUGAACAUCACCAACACCGGCAUCACAAUGGCCGAAAUGCCCGAAAAGCGACGGAUGAACUUUUGGGCAGGAAUUUUCGAACGCUUCAAUGGGAAAUUGGCUGAUGUCAAGUUGCCCACGAUCAGCUCGUCGGGCAGUGCUGCAAUCGAUCUCAACAACAACACUCUAUAA